AUGGGAGGCUGCGCCUUUGCCCAUCACGGUCUCGAUACUCCACGCAUGCCGCCCGAGAUCUACGAGCAUGUCAAAGCCAAGUGCACUGCUGCCUUGCGGGAGCUAUACAUAUGCGUUGCAAGCCCUAUCGAGGGACCCGAGAAGGAAGAUUUUGGCGAUAUUGACAUCGUCCUCACUUGGGAGAAGGCCCCUUUACAGGCUAGAUCCAUAACGAAACCUACUUCAGCGGCAGCGGACGACAGAGCCGACGUCGAGAGCCAAGAAUCUGGCGACGAGGAAUGCGUUGGCACCGACGAUGAAGAGGGACAGGAGCGAUCACCGGCUCACUCAACCAUGUCUCCGGAAGAGGCACGCCGAGCCAUUGGGGCUGCCCUGGGAGCCGAGUAUACCAUGUUUAGUAAGGUCGGCGGCCACUACGCCAUCCCAUGGCCAGCUUCCGAAUCCCCAAUUGAAACAGACGAGGUCCAAACAGACGAGGAGCCCAAGCGAUACAUUCAGAUUGACAUUACAAUUUGCGAAUCCUUGCAGCAAAUGCAAUGGAACCUGUUCAAGAAUGCUCAUGGCGAUCUAUGGAGCAUCCUCGGUUCCAUCAUCAAGCCGUACAUGCUCACAGCAGACGGCCAUGCCCUCUUCUUGCGGAACCCUGACAUUGAAAGCUUUGAAAAAUACAAAAGCUUGGCCAGGCUCCGUCUGACCAGAGACCCGGCCGAGAUUCUUCUGUUCCUUGGUCUCGACGUCGCCAGAUACUCCGAGCCCUUUGCGACCCGUCAAGAGAUGUACGAGUACGCCGCCAGCUGCCGUCUCUUCCGCGUCCAUCCCGACGCAGAAUAUGACGAGUCAGGGCAGCUAGAGUCGGCCGGCUCGCCUAUUUCAACAGCUCCAACCUUGCUGUCAACUGGACCAGACCCCACGAAGUCGCCGAUCUCGAAGAAUCCCAUGAUGCCAACGACCGUGCCGGGACUAGAACCUUCUGACGAGUCAGAACCAGCCAGGAAGAAGCUGAAGGCUAAGGACAGGAAGCGCCUCAAGACUCGGUUGGCAUUCCGUCAGUGGCAUGAAGAAUUUGUCCCUCGUUGCCGGCAAGAAGGCCGCUUUCUUGGAGAGCCGUUCACUUGGUUGAACGUUACGGAGGACGCUUUUGACCGUUUCUGCAUUCGGCCAUGGUACAAGCGUGUCCAUCUUGAUGUCGUUCGCAGCAGAAGCGAGGACAGAGUUUUGGCAGACGUCCUCAAGACGAUCGACAAUAUCGUUCCCGCCGACCCUGCCGAUCCUAAGAGAUGCCAGUUCCGCGGGGGGCUGAAAAAGGCCCUCAAGAAAAUCAUUUUCCAAGGGGAUAAAAGCUAUGGCGUGGCGCCCGAGAGGGAGCUGAGAGAUGGUUUGGGGUUGAUGAUUAAGGACGAGAUCGACAGGUUUGUGAGCAACAAGUGGAAGGAGGUUGGGGACGCAGCUAUGGAGAGGAAUCAAAAAAGAUUCAAGGAGCAUUGCCGUGGGAAGGGAAAAGCACGACAGGAUUAA
Messenger RNA from Colletotrichum graminicola M1.001, 1515 nucleotides. RefSeq lists its product as uncharacterized. Lineage: Eukaryota; Fungi; Ascomycota; Sordariomycetes; Glomerellales; Glomerellaceae. Bases 1 to 1515 code for a protein of 504 amino acids. The record is from RefSeq and is a predicted model, not a curated record. The transcript has a single exon.